Populus euphratica (Euphrates poplar) is the source of this 876-nucleotide messenger RNA. RefSeq lists its product as uncharacterized. NCBI's taxonomy places the organism in Eukaryota, Viridiplantae, Streptophyta, Magnoliopsida, Malpighiales, Salicaceae. The record is from RefSeq and is a predicted model, not a curated record. Bases 357 to 794 code for a protein of 145 amino acids. The transcript has 2 exons.
AGUGAUUCGCUUAGCUUUUGCCAACAGAAAAUGAGGGAGCAUAUUCAACAGAUAAACUUCCAUUACAGACAAAAAAGGUAAUUUCAAGAAAUAAUUCAAGAGUUGUCUCUAUGUCAUUCUGCCUUCAGUGCCUUGCAUGAUGACAAGCUUGAAGCAGCAUACAGGCAGGUCCUAACCUACGACUCCUAGGAUGUAACCCGGAAAGCCUAUCGGAAAAGACAUUCAGAGUAGACACUAAACCAAAAUAUCGUAACGGAAGGCAGCCAAUAUGAAUGAUGACGAUAACGUUGAAGCCAGAAGCCAGAUACAACAAGCCACCAUCAUUUUCACUGCUUGAAUAAAUUAAUCGGACUCCCAUGUCUCGACUCCUAGAAUCAUCCUGUCCUCUAUUGACAUUUCACUCCCUCUCCCCCACUCACCCUGCUCCCAUGGAAAACCCUAUAAAAGCCACCUUUGCCGCCAUUAACAUCAUAAGCAUGGAUUGCAAAGAUAUGGAGGAAAAUGGGACGAAAACAAGGAGCCUUCGUUCUGAAGACUACUACAAUAGAAGGGUGUUCUUGAGAAGCUAUCCUCUUCAUUUUGGAGCAGGAGAUGAGAAAACCAAUGAAGAGAAGGUCAGCGCCACAAACAAGGAUACUGAGAAGAAACCCAUCAGGAGGAUGUUCUUAGCAGUGAUUCACUGGGGUGAAGGAAAGGUUCUAUUAUUGAGGAAAUUUAAGCAUAAGCUCCAGGUUUAUAUCAUAGCUUGUAUGCCCAUCAGCUUCAAGCCCCCUACAGCACGAAUUUCUAUUUAAAUCCAGCAUUUUCUGUUUUGUCUUCUUCAAAACUGUACUGUUCGCAUAAAAUAUAUAACAUGCAUGCAACAAGUUACAUAUA